UCUCGCUAUCCCUGGGGAAGCAAAUAAAGGGAAUGUAAUAUUUUUUGGAACGUCGAACGAACGAUAAGCUUUAUUAACUUGCCAUCGGAGCAAACGAAAUGUGCGCGAUUAUUUUCACGUUGUACCUAAUAUUUAUAGCCUCUGCAUCAGGCGAUUUGCAUCUGAGCAGAAUCGUCGGAGGAGCAGAUGCGGAUAUUAAAGAUUACCCUUACCAAUUAUCGUUGCAAUUCCGAGGUGCCCACGUUUGCGGGGCUGCACUUAUUAGCGAGUUCUACGCCCUUACGGCGGCCCAUUGUACCGAAGGAGUGAGCAUUGAGGAUUUGAGCGUUCGAGUUGGAUCAUCAACAGCAAAUUCGAAAGGUGAAGUUGUGAAUUUAUCAACGUAUUAUCAAAACGAAAAGUACGAUACUUGGAUCGUCGAUUAUGACAUGUCUAUUCUCAAGUUCGUGAAGCCCUUGGUGUUUCGUAAUACGGUAAGACCAAUAGCACUACCAGAUUUAGAUGAAGAAGUUCCGGAGGGAAAAGAAGCCAUUGGUACUGGAUGGGGCAUUACUGUUAAAGGCGGCUCCGUCAGCCGCGUCUUGCAAAUGGUCAAAGUCUACGUCUUUAACCAAGAGGAGUGUCAAGAGGCUUACGGAGAUGCUGAAAUUACCGAAAGGAUGUUGUGCGCUGGGAAUCGAGAAUUGGAAGCAGGCGUGUGUCAAGGCGAUUCUGGUGGUCCAUUGGUUAUUGACGAUAAACUAGUAGGACUCGUUUCUUGGGGUAAAAACUGUGGAGAACGCAGCCACCCUGGAGUCUACACCCGUGUUGCGAGGAUGAGGGAUUUUAUUAUGGAGAAGACCGGACUGUAAAUUUUUCUUAAUAAAAUGAUAAAUUUCCAUUCAGGACACGAGGGGUGUUAUUUAAUAUUGCCCAGCAUAUGAAGGAGGCCAGGACUUACUUUCAUAAUUCAA
Molecule: messenger RNA, 953 nt
Organism: Nicrophorus vespilloides
Lineage: Eukaryota; Metazoa; Arthropoda; Insecta; Coleoptera; Silphidae
Product: trypsin-4-like
Exons: 4
Coding region: 99-851 (250 amino acids)
Biological process (GO): proteolysis
Molecular function (GO): serine-type endopeptidase activity
Source: RefSeq, a predicted model, not a curated record